Parastagonospora nodorum SN15 is the source of this 1137-nucleotide messenger RNA. RefSeq lists its product as hypothetical. Gene Ontology annotation, cellular component: plasma membrane. Bases 1 to 1137 code for a protein of 378 amino acids. Gene Ontology annotation, molecular function: water channel activity; glycerol channel activity. NCBI's taxonomy places the organism in Eukaryota, Fungi, Ascomycota, Dothideomycetes, Pleosporales, Phaeosphaeriaceae. The record is from RefSeq and is a predicted model, not a curated record. The transcript has 5 exons. Gene Ontology annotation, biological process: water transport; glycerol transmembrane transport.
AUGAAUACCACUUCAGGGCCGAUGGCUCCCGGGCCAUCCCUAUCUCAUGACUGGGCCGACGACCGCAACGAUCCCAGGCUGCGUGGUUACAGCUCGCAUACACCGUUAACUCAGGCUCAGACAGAAUCCUCUGCGCAUUCAACCGAACUGUCGCCUGACAGAACAUCAUCAAGUGCACAGAAAACGCGCUCAGCACUUGGGCUGAAUCCACAAGCUCCUAUCGAUGAAGAGCACGAUCAUGGCGCGCGAUCUGAACUGUUAUGGUCGAGGAUACGAACAGUACUCAGAGAACCAUUUGCCGAAUUCUGGGGUGUUGCUAUCAUGGUGAUGUUUGGUGAUGGCUCAGUGGCGCAGGUCCUGCUGUCUUCUGGACAGACCACAGCACCUGGCGGGAAUGGUUUUGGGCACUGGGCCCUGGGUGUUAUGCUGGGCAUCUAUGUCGCUGGCGACUCAGGAGCAUACCUCAACCCCGCUAUUACCUUCAGCAAUUGCCUCUUUCGCCAACUUCCAUGGCGGCGGUUUCCCGUCUACUUCGUAGCUCAGAUACUUGGUGGAUUCGUCGGAAGCGGCAUCGUCUACGCUAACUACAUCUCUGCAAUCGACUACUUCGAAGGUGGCUUGCGAACAGUACCACCGGCGGAGAAGGCUACUGCCGCCAUUUUCUGCACAUACCCACAAGCCUUUCUCCCAAAGGCUAGCCAGUUCUUUUCAGAGUUUAUCGCAAGCGCGUUGUUGAUCAAUAAUGGCGUUCCCAAGGACGACAAGUGGUUCCCCUUGUGUCUCUUCUUCCUCAUCUUCGGUCUCGGUUCGUGUUUUGGCUGGGAAACAGGAUACGCCAUUAACAUUGCUCGUGAUUUUGGCCCGAGACUGAUGUCGUAUGCUGUGGGUUAUGGCAGUGAGGUUUGGUCCGCUGGUGGAUAUUAUUUCUGGACUAGCACUGAUGAAGAUUAUCAGAUACCCAUGGUAGCACCAUUUCUCGGGUGCGCUUUCGGUGCUGCUCUCUACGACAUCUUCAUCUACACAGGUCCUAGUCCCAUCAAUACACCGUGGUUGGGCUUGAAGCAUUUGACGCCAAAGUUCGCCAUGAGAGCAAGGAGGGAACAUUUGAGGAGAGAGAAGGACGAGGGUAUUGUAUGA